CAAAUCUCAAUUUACAGCUGUUGCGAGAUUGAAAAGUAGAGGAGCAUCAUUAUUCGGGAAAAUGGUUGACAAAUUCGUAGGAACGUGGAAAAUGACCACCAGCGACAACUUUGACGAGUACAUGAAGGCUAUAGGUGUGGGUUUUGCUACUCGUCAGGUUGGAAACCGGACCAAACCCAAUCUAGUGGUGUGUGUGGACGAGCAGGGGCUGAUCUGCAUGAAGUCUCAGAGCACCUUCAAAACCACCGAGAUCAAAUUCAAGCUCAACGAGCCGUUCGAGGAGACCACGGCGGAUGACAGAAAGACCACGACUGUCAUGACUAUCGAGAACGGCAAACUUGUGCAGAAACAGACCUGGGACGGCAAGGAGUCCACAAUAGAGAGAGAGGUGUCGGAUGGGAAAUUAAUAGCUAAAUGCAAGAUGGGUGAUGUGGUGGCUGUCAGGACAUAUGUGAAGGAGGCAUGAAGUAAUCCAAUCUGGAUUUGAAGAUGCCAGGCUCAGUUCAAUGAGCAAAAACAGAAAGAAAAGAAAGCCAAAGUGAAAUGUUACUUCUCUACUGAAAAUCUCAUGUUAUUUUUGACACCAAAGCAAAUGCUCACUGACCCUUUUAAAAUGCAUUUAUUAUCAGUCUUUAUGGUGCUUUGAAUAAAGUUGUUUUUAUUUGCCUUCA
This is a messenger RNA of Danio rerio (zebrafish), 671 nucleotides long. RefSeq names its product fatty acid binding protein 4a (gene fabp4a). The record is from RefSeq and is marked provisional. NCBI's taxonomy places the organism in Eukaryota, Metazoa, Chordata, Actinopteri, Cypriniformes, Danionidae. Gene Ontology annotation, molecular function: lipid binding.